Molecule: messenger RNA, 1635 nt
Organism: Fusarium proliferatum ET1
Lineage: Eukaryota; Fungi; Ascomycota; Sordariomycetes; Hypocreales; Nectriaceae
Exons: 1
Coding region: 1-1635 (544 amino acids)
Source: RefSeq, a predicted model, not a curated record
AUGCGACUAAUCAACACGAAAACCUUGGAGCUCCAUGAGUUCUUUAGCGAAAGUACGCCGCCCUAUGCGAUCUUGUCUCAUGCUUGGGGCGACCAAGAAGUUAGCUUUCAAGACUGGCAGAACCGCCAGCAAGUCACUCAGAAACACGGAUAUACGAAGAUCCUGAAAGCAUGCAACGAAGCUCUGAAACACAAGUUGGAGUGGCUUUGGGUCGAUACGAACUGCAUCGACAAGAGCAGCUCGGCAGAGUUGUCAGAAGCCAUUAACUCGAUGUUUGAAUAUUAUGAGAAGUCUGAAAUCUGCUUUGCUUACCUCGCCGAUGUCCCUACUGCCAGCCAAGCUGAGGACACGCUGAAUUCUCAAAUUGAGAAAAGCCGUUGGUUCACUCGUGGUUGGACACUUCAAGAGCUUUUAGCGCCCAAACAUCUCAUGUUUUAUACCGCGGAUUGGUCGGCCAUAUAUAAAGAUCAUUUUACUUUAGUCUCAAUAAUCACCAAAAUCGAUUACGAGUUUCUCAGUGGGGAAGUAAGCCUUCAAGAGGCUUCUGUAGCGGAGAGAAUGUCUUGGUUGGCGAAAAGAACAACAACACGCACAGAGGAUAUGGCAUAUUGUAUGCUCGGUAUAUUCGGUAUCAAUAUGCCAUUGCUAUAUGGCGAAGGAAAGAGAGCAUUCGUACGGCUUCAAGAAGAGAUCAUCAAAACUUCCAAUGAUCACACCAUUUUCUGCUGGGGAUGGAACGAGGAUGUUCCAAGGAAUUGGGCGAGCUUUCUUGCCCCAUGGCCAAUUACUUUUGAGGGAGCCGGAGCCUUUGAAAUAUUGGAAAGCGACGAUGUCUCUGUCUUUUCCAUGUCGAACGGUGGCUUGUCAAUUCGGCUCCCUGUCCUUCCAGAGACUGCACCAAAUUCCACCACGAUCGACUUGUGGCUCGUGAAACUGCAAGCUACAUCAAGAAGAUUCCCUUACCCUACGAAGCCAGCGUGUAUCCGUGUAGUAGGCCGCCGGGUAGGUGAGUUACUCUAUGUUGCACGCUUUCCCUACCCUCCUCGACCAGUUAGUAUAUCGACAUUCCCCAUUUUAGCCCCGAAAAGACCUCUUCUUGUUAUGAAUAAACUAUCAAACACAAGGCUAUAUGGGAAUCAAUAUCAACCAGACUUUCGUUAUCAGCCUCUUAAGUUCACAAUCGUGGAACAGCCAGGCGAUUUCCGGACCGCGUGGCAUUGUGUUGCUUUAGAUGGAUGUAAUUGCGAGUCAGAGCGAAAAGGCAACACAUUCCGGCUUAGACUUCAUAGCAAGGGUGUCUGGUGGGCUGCAGUCAUAGUAGGUACAAUGGAGAGUCUUCCACAAACAAGAAUAUGCAUCUUGCUGGGGGGCACCUCGCUUCAUGGCUCUCGAGGUAUUUCUGUGGGCCUCGUGAAAGCACGAGGAGAUGGUCCUCACAUAGGUCAAAAAGAUGAGAAUGAUGCUAUUUUGCAUCAGUGGAGUCAGCAGCUCCAGCUGAACGAUCAAAUCGCACUACCGGCUGCCUUUGAGAGUUUGCUAGGAAUAAGUAUCACGCUACACGAAUCUCGAGGGGGGCUGGAAGCGGAUACUCGCGUAUUAUGCCUCUAUAAGGACCAGUUUGGCAGAUCUGUCUAA